AUGUGCUCUCCCCCGUCCUACCCCGGUCUCACCCCGCGUAACGGCGGUCUCUUCGGCAACCACGUCUGCCACGCCAACGGGGACCAGCGGGGCUCCGCCCAUCUGUCCAACGUCACCCAGCGGCCGCUGCAGGUGCUCCCGUCCCUCCCCAACGCCACGGGGGCCGGCGACGACGACAGGGGAUGGGCGGGAGGGGCCAUCGCCGCCGAGCCCGCCGCCACCGCCACUGCCACUGCCGCCGCCUCCUCCCCGCUUCAGCACAACCAUCGCCAGGGCCCCGCCCACCUCCGGGAACACCCCGGCUGUGACGCCGCCAAGAGGCACCAGUCGCCCGUGUGCUCCAACGCCAACCUCAACAACGCCAACGUGCCCUCCGUGCGGCCCCUGGCCAACGGGACCAGACCCUCGUCACGCCGGGAUCCCAACGGGGGCGUGCCGGCGUCGUCUGGCGCGGCCGGCCGGCACGCGGGAGAGCCGGCCGGCCGCAGGAAGUGGAACUCCAGCAGGACUGCUCCGUCUCCUGCUGCACGUAGGAGCAGGACGCGCUACUACGAGGCCUACGUCAGGUCGGAGGCAGGGGGCGGCGCCUACCCCGCUAUUCGCCGAGAGGAGCCGGGGGGCGGGACCAGUGAUGAGGACUGGGGCUCGGGGGAGUACUACAGUGGGGAGGAGUUCAACGAAGACGACAUCAUGUUCACAAGAGACAGGUUGUCUCACAUGGACUACCAUGACGCCGAGGGGGACCAGGACCCCGAAGCCCCCGGGGGUUACUAUGACGACGACCAACAGCCCAUCUUCCAAGAUGGUUGUCGGUCACCCAAGAGGCGGUUUCUUUCCUCGCCGCAACCGUCCGGCAGGUCCACCUUCAGCUUUGAGUGUCUGCGUCGCCAGGGCAGCGACGAGGACCCGCCCCCUCUCUCGCCCUCCUGCACGGCUCUGCCCCUGCACCUCAUGCAGCAGCAGGUGAUGGCUGUAGCCGGCUUUGACACCCGAAGAUUACGACGUCUGUCUCCGACACAGUCGCUACGCUCCUGGGCCACUCCCCCGGCCUCGCCGAUUGGUCGAGACGGCUCGCCCAGCUACACACCCCUCAUCCAGGUGGACUGGCGCAGCCCGGGCAGCAUCGGCAGCAUCCCGGGGUCUCUGCGGAGGUCCUCCUGGUACACAGACGCCCGGGACGGACCCCCCAGCCGGGCCUACUCCCCCUCCCUACUCAGGCUGCCCACCGAGAGCCACGCCCACUUCAUGCAGAAGAGAGGAAGUGCCAACAGUCUGGUGGAGGCGGUGCUGAUCUCGGAGGGGCUGGCCCGCUACGCCCGGGACCCCAAGUUCGUGACGGCCGCCAAGCACGAGAUCGCCGACGCCUGUGCCAUGACCAUCGACGAGAUGGAGAGCGCCGCCUGCCACCUGCUGAACGGCACUAUGGGUAACGGCGGCGGCGGCGGCGGCGGCGGCGGUGGGGCGGCGGCGGUGGGGAACGGCGGUACGGACUCGCUCUCCGAAGCGCGGCUCAGGGAGCUAAGUCUCCGUGACUACAGCGACGAGGAGCCGGAGGCGUGCCGGAGUGAGGAGGACCUGACUGACGAGAUGAUAUGCAUCACCACGCUAUAG
Molecule: messenger RNA, 1611 nt
Organism: Gadus chalcogrammus (walleye pollock)
Lineage: Eukaryota; Metazoa; Chordata; Actinopteri; Gadiformes; Gadidae
Product: voltage-dependent L-type calcium channel subunit alpha-1D-like
Exons: 9
Coding region: 1-1611 (536 amino acids)
Source: RefSeq, a predicted model, not a curated record